GGCAGGCCGAGGAUUUUUCCUCCAUUCAGCGCACUCGACUGUUCAUCCCCCACUUUUCUCUCUCGCCCCCCUUCCCCUCACCUCACAUGCUCCCGAUUGUCUCCUUCUGCAACUUUUUUCAACGCAGACAGAGAGAGAGAGAAAGAGUCUGGAGUGGGCAAUAAAUGGGAGAGAGAGGGCGAGCGAAGAAGAGUGGGGCUGCGAGAUGAGUCGCCAUGGCGGCGUUUGCAGGCUGUAAUUCCGUGCCAUAAUUGCAUCGAUCCCCUCCCCUCCUCCUGCUUCUCCUUCUCCUUCUUCCUUCUUCUUCUGCUCUCUCUCUCUCUCUCUAUCUCUCUAAAGUCAAAUUCUUUAAAAAACCCUUCCCAUGUCCCAAUAGGGGCCAUCACUCGCCCAAAAAGCUGCAACAGCAAAAAGCGCUCCCAGCCUCAACAACAACACCAACAACCACAACAAGAUCGAUCCCACAGCAAACCAGCGAAGCGAAACCUAGACCAAGCUAAACAACAACCUAAGAUACUUCAUCAGAUCAUCACUGUUGUCUAGUCUUCACGGACUGAAGCACACCCAUUUAAUAACCCUUCCUCUCUCUCUCCCUCCCUCUCUCUCCCUCUGUGAGUGUGUAUGUCAUGGAUCAGCUCUCACUUUUGAGGGCAUCAUCAUCGCUCUCAGCUUCUGUCGUCGCCCAUACGUGCAAGAAAUGGCUGGGGUUUUCUAUUUAAGCCAGCUAGCCCACCCAUCAGCUGGCCAGGAUCAAGAACCGGUGGAGGAUACGAACACCCUCUUGCACAGACCGUCCAACCACCAUCAGGAGGCGGAGGAGGAGGAGAUCUUGCAGCUAUGGCCACAGAGCCAGUGGUAUCAUCCCCACCACCACCACCACCAUCAGGGUCAUCAAAGCACGGACGGCUACUUUUCGCUUGGAGCAGGCCCUAGUUCGCGAUCUCCGGAGCUACUGACGGUGAUGAUGAGACCCGGAGGAGGAGGAGGAGGAGGAGGAGGUAUAAAUUGCCAAGACUGCGGGAACCAAGCCAAGAAAGACUGUGCCCACUUGAGGUGCAGGACUUGCUGCAAGAGCCGAGGGUUCGAAUGCCCCACCCAUGUCAAGAGCACGUGGGUCCCCGCGGCCAAGCGCCGCGAGCGGCAGCAGCAGCUCGCCACCGCCGCCGUCAUGCACCACCACCACCAGCAGCCGUUGCGGCAAGAGCAGCCGUUUCAGCUCGACCAUUAUACCAUGAGGCAGAGAGAGGGCGACGUCGGUGCCGCCCCGCCGUUCCCCACCGCUGCCUCGGGGUUGGAAGUGGGACAGGCGUUCCCUCCAGAAAUCAAUUCAUCCGCUGUUUUCCGAUGCGUAAGAGUGAGCGCAAUGGAUGACACUGACGAGGAGUUCGCGUACCAAACGGCUGUCAAUAUUGGAGGGCAUGUUUUUAGGGGGGUUCUCUAUGAUCAAGGGCCCGAGAGCCGCUUCGGUUCGGUGGGUGAGAGUUCUUCCGGUGGUGGCGGUGGAGCUCACCAACCUCUCAAUCUGAUAACCGCCGCACCAGGCUCCACCGCCGCUACCGCCACAGCCUCCGCUGCCACCAGCAACCUAGCCACUGCAUUGCUGGACCCUUCGAUGUAUGCAACUCCGCUCAACGCUUUCAUGGCCGGCACGCAAUUCUUCCCUCCCCCAAGGUAAUUAUCAAAACGUUCCAUCCCUCAGUGUUAUCGACCAUUUUUCCAUCCAAAAGUUUCAAGAUUUUAGAUGCAUUGACGAUGAAAAUUGAGGAACUCGACGCGGCAUCGAAGCUUUUACCUAAGAGUUUGAACUUGAUUAGACGAUGAAAACUUCUCAAAAUUCAAGAAUAAUUUUCGAAAUCCGAUUGUUAUAUCACGCACUUGUCUUUGUCCGGACUCCAUUGUAUCCUUCUUAGUUUAAGCAGCUUCAAGUUUGACUUUCUAGUAGUGUAAUGUCCUCAUUUCAUGUUUUAAUUAUGGAUGAUGAUCCAAUUUUUCUUUGCCUAAA
Messenger RNA from Syzygium oleosum, 2002 nucleotides. Its product is annotated as protein SHI RELATED SEQUENCE 1-like. The record is from RefSeq and is a predicted model, not a curated record. The transcript has 2 exons. NCBI's taxonomy places the organism in Eukaryota, Viridiplantae, Streptophyta, Magnoliopsida, Myrtales, Myrtaceae. Gene Ontology annotation, cellular component: nucleus. Bases 698 to 1675 code for a protein of 325 amino acids. Gene Ontology annotation, molecular function: DNA binding; DNA-binding transcription factor activity. Gene Ontology annotation, biological process: positive regulation of DNA-templated transcription.